AGAAAUUUUAGUUCAACGUUCGGUGUGAAUUAGAAGAAAUCAAAAUGUGGCUACAAACGGUGCUGACUUGUCUGCUUCUGGUUGCGAGCGCAAAGAGCUUUCCACAAUCGCGUGUCGUCAAUGGAACCGACUCCGAUAUAACCAAAUAUCCAUUUAUGGUAUCAUUGCGUGGAUCCACUGGUUCACAUUCUUGUGGGUCAAGUAUUAUAUCAUCACGUUAUAUACUAACUGCAGCGCAUUGUGUAGUGGGCAAGACAGCUGCAAGUAUUAGUAUACAAUAUUCUGUGACUGAUAUUAACAAAAGUGGACCUAAUAUUGCGUCUGUUAAAAGAAUCAUUGUCCACUCAGGUUACAAUCCAGCUGCCAAUUAUGCACAUGAUAUUGCCUUACUUGAGUUAUAUGGUGAACUUUCUUUUAACUACAGAACAUUGGCACCAGUUACUUUACCAGAAGCUGGUUUCGAAAUUCCACAAGUUCCAGAGGGUGCACCCGGAGUUUUGACUGGUUGGGGUUUGAAUGCUACUGGUGGAGUUGUGCAAAAUCACUUACAAGAGGUGAACUUAAAGAUUUACUCGGACGAUGAAUGUGCCACUCGUCAUAAUUUUAAAACAAAUGAAAAUCAGAUUUGUGGUGGAGUAGAUGAAGGUGGCAAGGGACAAUGCAGUGGUGAUUCUGGUGGUCCUUUGUUGUUGGAUGGCCAAGUACAAUUGGGUAUUGUUUCGUGGAGUAUUAAGCCUUGUACAGUUGCCCCUUACCCUGGAGUCUACACAAAAGUUUCACAUUACAUCGAUUGGAUUGAGGCAAAUAUGGAUUGAGUGUUUUUCUAUGAAAUUCAAUAUUGAUAUCUUGUGAAGAAAUUAUUUGCUUGAUCUAUAAAUCAAAUAAAAAUAAAUACUGAAAAUGC
Molecule: messenger RNA, 904 nt
Organism: Teleopsis dalmanni
Lineage: Eukaryota; Metazoa; Arthropoda; Insecta; Diptera; Diopsidae
Product: chymotrypsin-2-like
Exons: 3
Coding region: 45-815 (256 amino acids)
Biological process (GO): proteolysis
Molecular function (GO): serine-type endopeptidase activity
Source: RefSeq, a predicted model, not a curated record